Messenger RNA from Agrilus planipennis (emerald ash borer), 522 nucleotides. RefSeq names its product Kv channel-interacting protein 4-like. Gene Ontology annotation, molecular function: calcium ion binding. The record is from RefSeq and is a predicted model, not a curated record. Lineage: Eukaryota; Metazoa; Arthropoda; Insecta; Coleoptera; Buprestidae. The transcript is spliced from 5 exons. The annotation marks the transcript as partial.
UUUGCAGAGGAUGAGGACGAAUAUAGCUUUCAUGUUUCGCGGUACCGACCAGAAGAAUUGCAAAAGUUAGCCUCAAGGACUAAAUUUACUAGAAAAGAAAUUCAGCUCAUGUAUAGGGGAUUUAAGCAGGAAUGUCCAACUGGUAUGGUCGAUGAAGAAGCUUUUAAACACAUAUUUUCUCAAUUCUUUCCACAAGGAGAUGCUACAAACUAUGCCCAUUAUGUAUUCAACACUAUUAAACAAAAACAAACUGGAAAAAUUAGUUUUGAGGAUUUUCUUGGAAUAUUAUCAAAAGUUUCACGAGGUAGUGUUCAGGAAAAGAUGCAGUGGAUAUUUGGCCUUUAUGAUCUUAACGGUGACGGUCUCAUCUCGAAAGCGGAAAUGAUAGACGUCGUUUCUAGUAUUUAUGAAAUGUUAGGAAGGGCUACAAAUCCACUUGUGGACGAUAGCACAGCGAAGGACCACGUCGAAAAAAUAUUUCACGGGAUUCAACCCGUGGGCGACGAGAAAGGGCAAAGGUAA